AUGAAUCACAGUGUAGCAGCUUGCAUGGGAGUACUUCCAAGGGAGGAGAAGAAGGAGGAGGUGGCGGCGGCCGCCUCCUGUCAAGCGCGGGUUGAGGCGGUGUGUCCCCGUUCCGGCCCUUUCCGCGCCGGGGAGCUGGCGCUGGCGGUGGUGCGGAGGAAGCACAACACGACGCUGAAGCUGCUGUGCCGGCUGGCGGCGGAGGCGGUGCUGAGCAGCCCCGGCGGUGUCCUGCCCCACCGCGACAUCAUCGGGCAGCUGCCUGGGCAGGUGCUGCUCGCGUCGAGCGGGGCGCGGCUGCUGCUGAGGCGGCCCUCGCUGGACGAAUACGUGCUGCUCAUGCCGCGGGGACCCACCAUCGCCUACCCCAAGGAUAUAAGCGCUAUAUUAAUGAUGAUGGAUAUCCACCCAGGAGACACCGUGUUGGAAAGUGGUAGCGGGUCGGGUGCAAUGAGCUUGUUUCUGUCAAGAGCAGUUGGGCCCAAAGGACGUGUUCUAAGUUAUGAAAUCAGAGAUGAUCAUCAUAGUUUAGCUAAGAAGAAUUACAGGCGCUGGCGUUCUGCGUGGGAAAUAGGACACGUGGACAAAUGGCCAGAUAACGUGGAGUUCAUUCUUAAAGACAUUUCAACAGCUGCUGCAGAUAUGAAAUCUGUAACACUUGAUGCAGUAGUUUUGGAUAUGCUGAACCCUCAGUGUGCUCUGCCUGUUGUACACCCAAGCCUGAAACAAGGUGGGGUGUGUGCUGUGUACUUAGCAAAUAUCACACAGGUCAUUGAGCUUUUAGACAGAAUACGGAGCUGCAAACUUCCUUUUUUGUGUGAAAGGAUAAUUGAGGUAACUCACAGAAGCUGGUCAGUACUCCCUGCUAAACUCAAGCAUUAUAAAUCAAGCCAAAUGGUGGAAACUCAAGAAAAUAUUGAAGAAUCACCUCAAAAUGAAUACGAAGAAAUCCACAUUCAGGAUCAAGCAGUUCUUAAAGAAAGCAAAUACAAUGAAUCACUCAGUGAUGCUGGUGAAACAAACUACUCUGUGCCUUACAUUGCCCGACCAUCCCACUGUCAGGAAGCUCAUUCAGCAUUCCUUACCAAGCUGAGAAAGUUUCGACCACUGCUUUCUUGAUGCUGCUGCCUCCAUAGCUUCUAAUUUGUGUAUUGUAUCAGAAUAAAAUAAAACAUAAAGCAGA
This is a messenger RNA of Cyanistes caeruleus (blue tit), 1183 nucleotides long. RefSeq names its product tRNA methyltransferase 61B (gene TRMT61B). Gene Ontology annotation, cellular component: mitochondrion; tRNA (m1A) methyltransferase complex. Lineage: Eukaryota; Metazoa; Chordata; Aves; Passeriformes; Paridae. The record is from RefSeq and is a predicted model, not a curated record. Gene Ontology annotation, molecular function: tRNA (adenine(58)-N1)-methyltransferase activity. Gene Ontology annotation, biological process: tRNA methylation.